AUGUGGCUUGCGCGUGCUUCUUUCCGGGCUUGCUCGGAGACCGCGCGGCGAAAGCCCUCCAAGAAGGAGCUGACCAUUUUGAUCCAGCAGGCCGCAAGCGGCAAGGAGGUUCUCAACAUCGUCCGCACUCAUAGACUGGACGCCAUCCAUGCCGUGACCAGCUUGUGGCGGCUGAGCAAGCUCGAGGAGACCAGUUCCGCAGAGGUCGAGGAGAUGAUAGCUCUAGUGUCAAAGCAUUUGGAUCGGCCUGAGAUGUCGGCUCGUGGGCUGAGCAACACCUUGGUAGCGCUGGCCUACAUGAACGUUCUUCCUGACUCGGCCAGGUCGUUGGCCGAAUCCGCGCUGCGGCGCCUGGCAGAGACGGCGGAGGCCAAUUCGCAGGACGUAGCCAACGCGGCCUGGGCCGCCGCGCAUCUCAAGUGCCAUGGGCGACUUCUGCAGAUGCUGCCGGCGGCGUGGCGGCGCGUCGGCGGCUUCACGAUGCAGGGGCUCUCCAAUCUGGUGUGGGCCUAUGCCACUGUGCCGCCCAGCGGCACUCCUGCCGAGGAAGCGCAGGCAAGAAGACAACUGGAAGGACUCUUCGCGGCCUGUGCGAGAGCCGCGGUGCCGCAGCUGGGCGGCGCCAAAGUGCAGGAGAUGUCAAACAUGGCCUGGGCCUAUGCCAAGGUAAGCAUCGAGGCGCCCGAGUUGUUGGAAGCGAUCGCGCUUGCCGCCGAGCCCAGGCUGGCAGACGCCAGCACCCAGAACCUCUGCAACCUUGCCUGGGCCUUUGCCAGCCUUGGCUGUAAGGAUCGCCUCCUCUCUCGUGUGGCCGAAGAAGCCGAGAGGCAUCUGCCGGACUUCAAGCUGCAGGAGCUCUCGAAUCUGGCCUGGGCAUCGGCCAUGCUCAGGGUGAAGUCCAGGAUCUUCCAGCUGGUGUCCCAAGAGUUGGUGAAUCGGCUCGAAACGCAGGACUCGUCGUGCAACAUCUCAAGCACCGUCAGGAACACCAUGGGCGUGGUCUGGGCCGUGACCUUCGCAGGCGAAGAGCCGCAGCUGGCCGCGCGGGUGCGACCCAAGCUCUUGCAGCUGGGCCGCCAGCUCGACGCGCGCUCUUCCGGUCGACGGAGGGAUCCUCCAGCUCAGCUCGCCGAUGCGGCUAAUGCGCCAGUGGUGGUGCUGGAAGUGGAAGACCGCCUGGUCUUACAAAAGCCUCCUGGUUGGCAGGUGGAUCAAGACAAGUUGCAGACCAAAGCCUCGCAGGGCGAGGCUUUGAGGCUCUCCUCCUUUAUGCAAAUGCGGCCGUACCCCAUCUUCUCAGACAUGGAGGCGUGCUGCGGCUUCUUGCAUCGUCUCGAUGUGCCCUGCUCCGGGCUCAUAGCGGUGGCCAAGACCUACGAAGCGUAUCAUGACCUGUUGCUGCAGAUCAACUCGGGGCAAAUGGUUCGAGACUACGUCGUCCUCUGCCACGGCUGGGUGCCUCCAGAGACCUCGCGCAUCACCGCGCCGCUGUUCUGGGCUGAGCAGACGCGCCUGCCCACGGAGGUGCGGCACUACGGCAAGCCGGCAACAACCAAGGUCAAGAUGGAGACUUUGGAGGGCCGACAGCUGCAAGUGCCCGGGCCUCUGCCCGAAGACUUGAGCUCUGUCCUAGCUCAGCUGAUUCCGCGGAAUUCGGAAUCGGAGCUCGCCUUGGAGCAGUGGCAGUCUGCCAUGCCAGAUUGGGACCAGUGCCAGGCGUCCUGGAGUUUGCCAAAGGUUGCGAAGCAGGCAGCGAAGCGGGGGCCGGGGCCGGAGUUUAAGGCAGGCGGAACCCUGGAGACGUUUUUCGGCAUGAGCCCUCAAGAUGCUGCAGGCAUCUACUACGGAUGGGCGCAGGUUGCAGAUGGCAGCAGCCCCAGGUUCUGCGCCAAAACCAUCGAGCCCUGGAUCCUGCACGACUUUGCAGAAGACUUCUACGACUGCGAGCUUCGGCUCAUGAUCUGCGGCUUUGUGCGGCCUGAGGCCAAGUUCGCGGACUUCAAGGACCUCAUCGUGGCCAUCCGCGAGGACGGAGACUUCUGCCGCGAGGCCCUAGAGGAGCCGAGCCUCCUGUCGCUCAAAACGGACCCGUUUUUCUCCUGA
This is a messenger RNA of Effrenium voratum, 2103 nucleotides long. Lineage: Eukaryota; Dinophyceae; Suessiales; Symbiodiniaceae. The record is from the annotation of a GenBank genome assembly.